Molecule: messenger RNA, 2823 nt
Organism: Strongylocentrotus purpuratus (purple sea urchin)
Lineage: Eukaryota; Metazoa; Echinodermata; Echinoidea; Camarodonta; Strongylocentrotidae
Exons: 4
Coding region: 463-1416 (317 amino acids)
Source: RefSeq, a predicted model, not a curated record
UAUUUCUGUUUGCAAGAAUUGCGACUCAAUAAUCAAUAAAGGACUUCCCUCAAACUACAUCUAUUGCAGGCCACGAGCCUUUCCUUCAUCAACAUUGACACAUUUUUUAUACGACGAAGAUAAUUGUACGAUGUCGUUUUCUAGUCUAUACGCUCUUCGCAUGAUAUUUCUCUAAUAGUUUGGUAAAGGCGAGGCUUUGCUGAAUAAGUGUCAAAAGGUCAUAUUUACACUCCGUUUGCGCAGACAUGCGUGCUACCGUGGACCUUCUGGUUAUAUGGAUGGUGCAACUUCGGUAGGCAGCUAUAACAACUGACCUCUCUGGCUGUACCAAAACGUUCCAGUCGUAAUCCUCUAUGCUUGCGAACCUGUGUGAGAAACGCGGGGAGAAACGGUGGAAAAACUACGACAAGGUGAGGGUGCUUCUAUUUUCGGGAAUAGUCGACGAGAUAACUAUAAUCAAGGAUGUCGGAUACAAAACCCUUCCGGGUCAUCAUGUGGUGCGUACCACGUUCGAUAUCGACUGCAAUCGCCAAGUGUUUCAGUUUUGUCGAUAAUACAGAGGUAUGGUUCGAGCCUUACUGUCUAGCCUUCUUUCAAGACUUUAUGCUGAAAAAUAUGGGUGUACCUCUUCCAAGGAGUUAUGAUGACUUCAAACUAGAAGCAUUCUUCACUCAAAUGGGUGCCAUGUUGAAAGGUACUCCCAUGGAACAUCUCUUCACGCCAGAAAAGAUUGAUGGGUCACUUUUUAUACGCGAUGGCGUAACGCGACAGCUUGAUGAUCCAUCUGAAAAACCCAUCUUCAUCAAGGACAUGGCGUAUGGCAUCACGGGUUACCUGGAUCUCCUACCUAAGAAGGAGACCGGUUUCAAACACACGUUCCUGCUCCGCGAUCCUGAACGGAUGUUCCCAUCAUGGAGGAACCUGCUCAUGGCUCAGAUGGCUCAGAUGCCAACCCCUGGACAGAAGCCUAUCGAUCCUGAUACCUUUGACAUGACCACCGAUGUCCCCUUCAUGAUGCCUGGCUACACCUACAAGUGCCAGUAUGACCUCUGGAAACACGUCAAGGAGAACUUGGAUCCUAACCCUGUGGUCAUAGAUGUGGACGAACUCUUGUCCAAUCCUGCAGAGAUGCUUCCCAAGUACUUUGAAGCAUGCGGAAUGCCUUGGGACGCCAAGUAUCUCCAGUGGGAAGGUGCUCCAGACAUCGUUAAGAAAUGGCGGUGUCUAUUCCCUAUGUCUGGGACCAAAGCCGAUGAUAUUGUAGGUGUCACCCACAAGAAUGCCUUGGAGAGUUCCGCAUUCCGAGCAUCCAAACCCAAGAUUCCUCGAUCAGAGAUGACACCUGAUACAAUCAAAGCAAUAGAUGCCACAGUAGACUACUAUAAAGAAAUGGCAGAGACAAGGAUCAAAUUAUAAUUGAUAGUGCAUGAUGAAACGAAUACGUAUUUCUGAUCUGUAUGUAAUUAUGAUAGGUAAGGUCAUUAAGGUUGUAAUUUGGAAGCCAUAUUUAAUAACAUGUAUAAGUUAGGAACACACUGACUAGACUGUUUUGUUAAGAUGUUUAAACAAUGACACAAUAAGUACAUUUGACUGUAAUAUCCUCUCUUCUAAUAUGCAACAUACGUACAUGUAAAAUGGUAGCAUCCCAUCCCCGCAUGUGGAGGGGGCACUGGCACUCUAUAGGCCUCUGUAGAUCAAUUUAAUUUGAUGGUUUGGGGCAUGAAGAAUCUUGGAUGUAAUAAACAAUAUCAUCAUUUUUUUUGCUAGCCCCCUUUCUCUCUCUUUUGCUCUCUGCCCUUUCUCCCUCCAUCUCACCCCUCCCCCCCUCUCUCUCUCUCUCUCUCUUUCACCUCUCUCUCUAUUUGCCCUUUGUUUGCCAAAGACUGUAUGAGGAGAAGGGUCACACUCCCGACAUACCACCCAACUAACGCCACUGGCGGUAAUGCUUCUCAAACAAUACAACAGACACGUCUGACAUAUUUAUGAGCUGAGACAGUUGUUUUGUCCAAGUCAGCAUGACAAGGAAAUUUGAAAUGCUACAUUCAUAUUGGCAUUGAUCGAGUCUCUUAAAAGGUUUAUGAAUAUAUUUCCCAUACUUAAGUCAAUAAAAUAUCAUGAAUUUGAUUUUAUCAUGGAGCAGUUUAGUUAGUUUUAAAUUUUAUUUUAUUUUCAGAUCUCACUGCAUUUUAGAUAGGUGCUUUAACAAAGUUGUUGUAUAACUCGUUAUUGAUAUAUCUUUCAUUCGAAAAAUGAAGGCUUUUGCUCCAAAUAAUGAAAUGAUACCACUCACCUCACACAUAGAAUUGCUAAUGAUAUUUAUAUAUGUUUAUGUAUGUGUUUAUUGUUUGAUUUUUUUUAAAAUAAUUGUAUUCUAAUAUUUUAAUUUUAAGUAGGGGAUGAUCCCCGAUAAACCUCUGUGGUUUUUUAUCACCGCCUAUGCAGGCUAAUCUGUUGUUUUAAUGCUUUUAUAUUUGAUCGUAAAUUAUAUUGUCUUUUAUGAAUCUGUGGAAAUAAAUGAAAUUGAAAAUUGAAAUUGAAAUUGAAGUAUGCCAUAUUUCGUACAAUUAUCAUUAGGAAAUCAAAAUCGCAUUGCUAAUACAAACAGUAUAACAAAUAUAUAUUAAUGAUAAUAGUAUGUCACUUCAAGAAAGUGAUAUUUAUUUUACUGUAUGCUUUUUGCAAUUGAGUUGCUUUUUGGUGUCUAGGCAUUGACAAAAGGGUAUGAACUACGUUAGAUAUAAUUAUGGAAAAAGUCGCUUCUUAUAAAUUAUUUCCAAAAUGAACGUAAAAAUGAAAUAAAUCACAGCAAUGACUUGAUUACAA